Molecule: messenger RNA, 1488 nt
Organism: Bursaphelenchus xylophilus (pine wood nematode)
Lineage: Eukaryota; Metazoa; Nematoda; Chromadorea; Rhabditida; Aphelenchoididae
Source: the annotation of a GenBank genome assembly
AUGUCCGAGGAGACGGCGUUGAAGUUCUGGCUCCAUCAGCUUGGCUGUGUCGCGAGUAUUGUUUACUAUUGGGUGUUAAGCGUGCUGGAGAAGGUGACGCCGUUGGAUUGGUGGCCGGAGAAGGAUGUGAGAGGAAAGACGGUGCUGAUUACUGGAGCUGGAAGGGGAUUUGGAAGACACUUUGCGAUAGAAUUUGCCAAACGAGGGGCCAAUUUGGUGCUUUGGAGCAGAAGUGAAGGACCGUUGGUGGAGACAAAGGAGCUGGUUGAAGGCCUAGGAGUAAAGGUAGGUCUUUGUAGUAAAAGAUCCGCCCAAAUCUAAUGCUGCUCCACAACUGAUCGCUUUAGGUCUUAGCCGCAACUGUAGAUAUUUCCAAGCGAGCCGAAGUCCAUGAAGCCGCCGAAGAAGCAAAAUCCAAAUUUGGACAUGUUGAUAUUGUCAUCAACAAUGCAGCCGUCUGUUGGGCCCAUUGUACAGCCACACUUGAUCCAGAUGAACUUGAUAGCUUCAUCAAAACCAAUUUCCUAUCCACUCACUAUGUGAAUCAUGAAUUUCUCCCCGAUAUGAUCGAAAGAGACGAAGGCCAUAUUGUUGCGAUUUGCUCGGCCUCCGGAAUAAUUACUAUUCCGUUUCAAACGGCCUACGCUUCUUCAAAAUUUGCAUUGAACGCUUAUAUGAACUGCUUGCACGCUGAGUUGCAAGCGCUAAAAAGUAAUGUCAAAACGACCGUGAUUUCUCCGUAUGUCACGCAGACGGAGAUGACCAAAGACUUCAAAACUUCAACGUAAGUUUUUGAUCAAAUGUUAGCAUAUGAUUGGCUGUUUCUUUUAGAGUCCCAAGACUUCUUCCCGAUCUGACGACCGAUUAUGUGAUCCACCGGGGUGUCCAUGCUAUUUUGACAGACCAGACAGAGGUCUACAUUGGAAGGUUUUGGUACCUCAUUAAGAUCUUUUUGGCGUAAGUGUUACAUAAAAUUGAAAAUCGUUUUUCUACUUGUCAAAGAUCGUAGAAUAUCUCGAUGUCCGCAGCAACCGGCGAGCUACAAUUUUCGAAAAUUGAUAGGUGGGCAGGCCUAAUGGUUUGUGAAGAAUAUAGGUCAAAUCGGGGUUGGGAUACUUCUGUGACUGGCCAAGAAAACCACAGGUUUUUAAAAAUUGGAUAGACCUACAAUUCUUGAGCGAAAAAUAAAUCUUUCGAGAAGCAUGUCAAACUUUUGUAUGUCAAUUUUUUUCGGCCGCUUAUCUUUUAUAUUUCGCCGAAAAUAUCUCGUCAAUUUUUUUCUGUUGCACUUUUUGAAAUCUUGCUUGUAUGCGAAGUUCAAUCACCUCACUCGAAAUGAUGACACAAACUUAUUCGUCCAAUUUCAGCUGUGUUCCAUACGCAUCUGCCUACCACUUCAUGCGACUUAUCGGCCUGGAUGGCCUCUUGCUCCAGAUGGUGGGAAAUAAAAUUCCGCAGAAACUCACCAACAACAACAAUGUUGAGUGA